AAGUUAGUUGUCACUUGUCAUGUUGUCCAAGUCUCAUAAGAGCCAAAGAUUCUUCACCACUCUUUUUAAAUUGUGAUAUGAUCAUGUUACUUCUUCUAUGAAUUUGAGUUCCUUUGUUUCACUUUCACCCCCUCUCUAAAUGUGCCCACUGACACAACACAACACAACACACCCUAUGCAAAUUGCAAAACACCCUUCUCUGUGAACUGCUGACAACAUUUGUACUUGAAUAUUUUCAUGUUGUUUCAGGAAAGGAAAAUUAAAGGGGUGUUUGCAUAAAGAAGAAACAUAAAAGGAGCUGCUGGUGUUGGCAUGGUAAAGGGAAUGUGGAACUUUUUGGGGGUGAACAUUCUAAAGGAGAGUUAAGUUAAAGAGUUCAGAAGCUUGGUAGUUGUUGAAGUGUACCUACCUAGGAGGGAAAAAAAGGUGGAAAGGAGAUAAUAUGCCAACUGUGUGGUUCUCCCUGAAGAGGUCUCUACACUGCAAAUCAGAGCCAACAGAUGUUCAUGUUCCAAAGUCAAGGAAGCAUUUGGCCACAAUCUUGACUAAAAGGGCAGGGACAGGGAGGUCAGGGUGUUCAAGGUCCAUAGCAAAUCUCAAAGAUGUCAUCCAUGGAAGCAAGAGGCAUUUAGAGAAGCCACCAAGUUGCAGCCCGAGGUCCAUAGGGAGCAGUGAGUUCCUCAACCCAAUAACCCAUGAAGUCAUUUUGAGCAACUCAAGGUGUGAGCUGAAAAUCACUGGCUAUGGAGGAUUCCAAGAAGGAGGGGUUGCCAGUGAUGGUAACAACAAUGGUGGUGAAACUGGUGAUUCAACCUUUGUAGGUACUCUAAGGCCUGGGACUCCUGGCCCUGGAGGGCACCCUACAAUGCACUAUUUCAACCCUUCUUAUAAGACACCAGCCACUCCUCCAAGGAAGUUAUCACCUUUCCUUUCAUCAGAUAAAGAAGGGUCUGGCUUCCAUGGUGCUGGAUUUCAUUCUAGCCACAGGUUGUCCCUUGAGACAGAUUCUAAUGGGCCUUGUAAUGUGACUUGCCACAAAUGUGGAGAGCAAUUUAGCAAAUGGGAAGCUGCUGAAGCUCAUCAUCUCUCCAAGCAUGCUGUUACUGAACUUGUCGAAGGUGAUUCAUCAAGAAAAAUAGUGGAGAUAAUAUGCAGGACGAGCUGGUUAAAGUCUGAGAACCACUGUGGUCGAAUUGAAAGAGUUUUGAAAGUCCAUAACAUGCAGAAGACACUGGCUAGGUUUGAAGAGUACAGAGAGAUGGUGAAAAUCAAAGCCAGCAAACUCCAGAAGAAGCAUCCUAGGUGUUUGGCUGAUGGGAAUGAGCUUUUGAGGUUCUAUGGCACCACUCUUGCAUGCUCUCUUGGUCUCAAUGGUUCUUCCAGCCUGUGCCAAUAUGAAAGAUGCUGUGUUUGUAGAAUUAUCAGAAAUGGGUUUUCUUCCAACAAGGAGGAGCUCAAGGGUGGAAUUGGUGUUUUCACUACUUCCACAAGUGGAAGGGCUUUUGAAUCUAUUGAGAUUUUAGGCCAUGACCCAUCACUGAGAAAAGCAUUGAUAGUAUGCAGAGUCAUUGCUGGCAGGGUCCAUAGACCUCUGGAAAACAUUCAGGAAAUGGCAGGACAGACAGGGUUUGAUUCAUUGGCUGGCAAAGUUGGUCUCUAUUCAAACAUUGAGGAGCUUUAUUUGCUCAAUCCUAGAGCUCUUCUUCCUUGCUUUGUGGUCGUUUGCAAACCCUGAAGCUAAGGUUAAAGUAAUGCCAGUUUGCAUGUUUGGGUACAAUGUGAUUUUUUUUAAGUUGGAAGAAUUGAUUCUGGAAAAAGCUACUCCGAGUAUCUUUUAUGGCAGCAGAAUUGGUUCCGGUAGAUCUGAAUGAAUUCAAACUUGCUAAAUAUUGAUUGUUUAGUUUUUAAGGGAUAAGGAGGUUCUUCACCAAGAUUUUGAAGAAUUUUGGUUCAACUUCCCAAGUCAUGUGUGCUUCUUUGUUUAUUGAAUGAAUCACCUAUUCAUACAUUUGUAACUUUUUUUAGUGGCACUGAAAAUUUUCAUCUGCAGAAGGAUGAUGAAGUGCCCUAAGUACAUGUUGUAAGAUAUUGACAUCAACCUCAGCUUAACUAAUUAACUACCCUUUGGAUGUUUCCACUUGGAUUAAUGGUGAUUGACUCCUUGCUGUUGGUUUCA
Molecule: messenger RNA, 2176 nt
Organism: Lotus japonicus
Lineage: Eukaryota; Viridiplantae; Streptophyta; Magnoliopsida; Fabales; Fabaceae
Exons: 3
Coding region: 443-1735 (430 amino acids)
Source: RefSeq, a predicted model, not a curated record